Molecule: messenger RNA, 1146 nt
Organism: Octopus sinensis (East Asian common octopus)
Lineage: Eukaryota; Metazoa; Mollusca; Cephalopoda; Octopoda; Octopodidae
Exons: 11
Coding region: 106-1074 (322 amino acids)
Source: RefSeq, a predicted model, not a curated record
GAAAAAGAUAUUUACAAUUUACAAUGUGAGAAAAUUGAAAUUGUAUGUCACAUCCUGUCACCGAUUUACUGCUUGCUGGACCACCAACGAAACAAAACUGAAAUCAUGCAAACGUUAGCAGCGAGUCUAUUUCUUAUUUCAUUCUUCUGUGCAAUAUAUGAAAGUGUAGGACAUAAAAUUGUUCCAAAUGGAACAAUUUAUUUAGGUGAAAGUACAACACUUUACAUUACAAUCCCGAACAUAAAGAGACCCGUAGUUUGGCAAAGCCUUAACUACAAAUAUGAGUGCGAUAAAACGUGCGCGGACGGAGAUGACUAUAAAGUUACUCAAGUAGACAACACAUCUUCGCUCUGGAUUCGAAAUGUAUCUUGGAAGUUUUCUACAUGGGUAUUUUCCGAUGACAAUCUCCAAUUUGCAAAAAUUGAUUUGGACAUAAACGUGAAACCUGAAAUUGAAAUCAAACACACAAACUGCGAAUACACAGUCAAGGCCCUCUGUUCCUUACCUGUAACACACAUAGAAUGUCGAUAUGGUAAGGAACAUUUGAAUUUCGUAGACACGGUUACAAGCAACUGUCCUCAUGGCCAAACUCUUAGCAAUGUCGGUAAAUUAAGAUUUAGCAAGCUUUCUGGAAACGUGACUUGCACUUUUACUUUAGACAAGAUAUUCAGAGAAGACCGAACGUUGCAAGUUGAAUGUGAUUCUACCCCAUGGAUUUGUUCUAUCACUUUUGUUCUUGUGUGUGUGGCUGUUCUAUUCGUUAUGAUAACCAUAGCUGCUAUCAUUUGGUGCAUAAAGAUUAGAAAUGGUGAAGAUUCUGCGCUAAGGAGUUGCAUUCCUGCCAUUGGCCUUCUGAGUGUGUCUAUUCUUAUAUUCAUCGUGAUGAUUGUUGUUGUUAUUAUUAAGUGCCUAACAGGUAAAGAAUCUCUCUACAGGAGUCGUAUCCCUGCUAUUGUUCUUUUGGUUUCCCUGUUUCUUUCACUGAUCAUGGCUGGUUACUGUCUGUUCAAGAAGAUAAGAUAUUUGAAGCUUCAGAAAGAUGGAAAUGAGAAGGAGAUCUUGAUAUGGAACUGAACUCAUUCUGAAAGGAAAGGAAGAUUAAAAUCAUAUGAGCAACUUGUUGAAUGGAAACAAUUGCAUCACCUU